AUGGUUGAGUUAGCAUCAGUGCUUGUCAUGAACCACAACAACAACACCACCACCAACAGCAACACCAAUCAAUCCCAAAAGAUCCAACAGCAGCAAUCCCAGCAAAUCCAGCAACAGCCGCAAUCGCAGCAAAUGAGUUUCCCGUCGCAAGGAACCGCUUUGGCCGCUCCUUCCCCGGCUCCUGGAAGCGCUCCUGUUUACACACGUGAACAGUUUGAAGCCUUGAAGCGUCAACAUGCAGCGCAGCUUCAGGCGGCGCAGCAGCAAGCCAAUGCGGGGAACAAUAGCAACGCACCGGGGACUCCCACUAGUGCACCACAGCAACAGCAGCAGCAAGCACCGUACAUGGUCUUGACCCAGGUAGCCGUUCCAGCUCACAUGCUGGGACAACUAAGUGCCAAUCCCAGUCAAUUGCAGCAGCUUCAGCAACAGCUCCAACAACAACAGGGAGGCAACCAGAGCGGAGGAGGAGGAGCCCCGCAGAUCCUCUCCUUUAACCAUGGCAAUCUCAGUCCAGAGAUGAUGCAGCAAUUGAUUGCAAAAGUAAAUGGGGGGAACAACAACAGUAGUAGUAGCAAUGCAAAUGAGAGUAGCUUGUCCGAGCUGCUCAACUCGUUCAAUGAAGCCACCGCCUCUUCCAUGGGAGGAGACGGUAACAGCAACUCUGCCGCAAAAGCAGCAGCGGCGAACAGUAAUCAGAAUGCUUCCUCUAGCAUUUCCAAUAGCAACCAAAGGUUGUUCUUGGAGACACAAGUGCAACCGGUGCAACGGCAGAGCGAUGUCUAUAAUGAUGAUGACCUGUUCAAGUUCUUUGACAUGGACACGCUGGGUGACGAAGCAGGCAAUGCCAGCGGACCAUCCGACACACAGCCUCAAAAGGCAAACGAAAUGGCAUCCAUGGCUCCUCAAAUCCAAAGCUUUCCCAUGCUAGAGCCUACUCCCAUGUACCAACAACAACAGCAGCAGCAGCAGGUCAACCCGUCAGUGGUUCAAUCCCACAGUCAGCCCUCGCAACAAGGAACUAAUCAAGCCGCUGCACCGGCACCCGUUCCGUCCUCCACCAUCUUGCAACAGUUGCAGGCAGCUGGUUUAACACCGCAACAGGCAGCCCAGCAACUGCAGCAAGCACAGCAACUCCAACAGCAACGGCAGCAGCAGCUCCAACAGCAAGCACAGCAGCAGCAACUUCAACAGCAACAGCAGCAGCGUCCCAUGGCCGUACAAUCCCAGCAGCAAAUGCCAAGACCCAUGCCUGUGGCAUCUCACGGUGGUGGAGCCAUGACACAACCGAGUGACCAGACGUUCUUGCUACCUUCCACCAUGGUUCCGCCCACUGUACUCGCCAGUGUCUGUACUGGUGAACGGAAGAAGCGCUCCGCUCCAUCGAGCACCCCGGCCAAGAAAAAGGCCAAAAAGGGCAAGAAAGUGGAGAGUACACCUCAAGAUGUCUUGAUGAAGGUUGUGGAGCAACAAGGACACACGGAACUGCAAAACCGAAUCAAGAGCGAAGACGCCGGAUAUGACACCAUGCCAUCGCCAUUGCAGCUGAGUUCCUUUGGGACACAAGUGGUGCACGCCGUACACACUGGCGAUGAUGAAAUGCUGGGCCGACUGUUGUCGUGCGGUCUCAGUCCCAAUCCUUGCAAUCAGUUUCGAGAUUCCAUUCUGGAUCUGGUGUGCAAGCGGAACAACGUUGCCAUCUUCAAGUGUCUAUUGGACAACGGGAGUGACAUUCGAGUAGUCGAUGGCUUUGGUCGAACGCCCAUGCAUCAUUGUGCUUGGGCCAGCAAUUUUUCUCGGGAAAUUGCCGAAGCAAUUCUGGAACGCGACCCCAUGCAACUGUUCAUUGAAGACAAGCGUGGACAAACGCCCAUGGAGUAUGUCCGAGCCAGUAUCACGUCGGAAUGGAGUGAGUUUUUGGAAGAAAUGGCAGACAAGUUCUGGCCCAAGGGAGGGCCCGUGGCUCGUUUGAUGAGACCGAAGGACGAUCGGCCAGAUGGGACGCUUCCAGAUCCCAAGAAUGCCGUGUCGGCAGGGCUGGCAUCUAUGAUCUCGUCUGGCAACAUUUCGCCCGAGCAGCUUGCUGGCAUGAGUGAAGAGCAAAAGAAGAGCUACGGAUAG
Messenger RNA from Seminavis robusta, 2121 nucleotides. NCBI's taxonomy places the organism in Eukaryota, Bacillariophyta, Bacillariophyceae, Naviculales, Naviculaceae. The record is from the annotation of a GenBank genome assembly.